AGGUAUUUAGAAUGUAGGUUUUUAAAAAUAAUAGUGAUGCCUUUUUAUAACCUCAUUUGAGAGGUUUUUGGAGUGCUUUCACUCCUUUAUUUUAUUAUAUUCUCUGAAGUUGAUAGAACAGGUAAUCCUUGUUUGACAGAUAAUGACCUGAAGCAAAGAAGUGAUUUGAUUCAAGUCGUAUAGUUAUGCUGUGGCAGAGAAUGAAAGUAAACACAUUGUCUCCUAGGUUUUGCCUAAUAUUCAUUUCCUAAAUUUUUAAUUACUGUCUAUGGUUUUGUUUUCAAUAAAUAAAUCAUUACCUCUACUUUAAAAGGAUGAGAGGGCACAAAGGCAGACCUUAAAGAGACAAGCAGAGACAUCAGUGCAUCUUGUCUGCUGUAAUUUCCUGUAUUGAGGUGAUGUGAUAGGGACUGAUGCAAAUCGGGAAGCACAUAUCCCUUCAGAAGGAGGUCGCUGCUUCUCAGUCUUUGUUUUCUUUUUGCAGUACAACUCCAUUGUUGCUUAAUUUCUGUUUUACAAAAAGAAGCCAGAAACUGUUGUUAAUGUAUGAAUACCUGAUUAUUUAAAUGACUCAAGAUUAAAAAAAAAAAAUCUGCACAGUCCAUAUUUGGCCAAUGGGCUACUAAUAUGCAACUUUUAAUUUAGUUAUUACUAUAGUGUGCACUAUUGUUGGGAAUUUAUUCCAUAGUUCCUUACUACAGGUAACCAACUCGGUUACAAGCCAAGCUGUUUCUAAUUUACAGCAGAUACAUUUUUACAUUGUCUUAAUGGUGUUUUGUUGUUGUUUCUUUCUUUAUGGUAAUCCUAAGCCAAAAGAAAUACCUAAUGGUUCUGUAUGUUAAUAGGAACUUUGUUCAAAUAAAUAAGUGAUAGUUAUUUCUUUAAAUUUUUAUGUGUUCUUUUUAGUUAAUAAAUGACAGUAGUCUAUUUUGAACUAUUUAUACAAGCAUGGAGUACAUCUUAUUCUAAUUAGGAUAAUAAAGUGAUUAUAUUUAAUAAGUUGGUGGCCAUCAAGAGAUUGAUACACAUUCAUUUAAAGAAAUAAUUAUUCUUAUGUAACCAUAAUUGAUUGCUAUUGAGAUGUGUAUACUUCACUGCUUCUCAAAUAUUGGGAUCUGUGUGGACACCACCAUGCUCAUUUCCUGGUCUACACUGACUUUUUGCAUAGUACUUGCAUUUAUCACAGCAACAACCUGAAAACCCAGCUUCAUAAAAAUAGGUCCUCAAAAAGACAUACAAUGCAAACAAAUGUUGAAACUACGAACUACCUCAGGCUGGUAAUGUACUUACUGUCUUGCUAAUAUCAAGUGUGAUUGAUGAAUUUCCCUCAAAAUUUAAAGUAUUCUACUGUGACCCUGGGAAUUUGCUAGGGUUCUUCAUUACCAUUUCAGAACCAUUAUUUAAAUAUUUAUAUCUGACAUCACAUGAAGAAAGAGAAGUAGGCUGGAAAUCAGAACACUUGCACUUUAAUCCAAACUCUAAUAGCAGUCAACCAUGGUAGUUCAUUGUGAAAGUGAGAGAAUUUUGUUUUACCUACCUUUCUUAGGCUUUUUAUAGGGAUCUGAUAUGAAAAUGUGUAUGGUGACUUACUUGGUGCCUGAAAUUCUGUUAUUGUAAGAUGGUGUUCAUACUGGAAACUAUAUGAUAGAAUGAGAAAAUGUUAUUUAUGUCAUUUUUUUUAUUUGCUAAGAGUUGCUUUGUGGCCUAAAAUAUGGUCUAUUUUGCAGAAGGUACCAUGAGCUGCUCAGAAGAAAGUGUUUUCAGCAAUCUUUGGAUGAAAUAUAUAUAAAAUAUGUCUUAUUUUUAAAUUUCUUUUUGUAGUUGUAGGUAGAUAGCAUACCUUUAUUUUAUUUAUUUUUAUGCGGUGCUAAGGAUUGAACCCCAGUGCCUUACACAUGCUAGACAAGUACUCUGCCACUGAGCUACAGCUGCAGGCCCUAUAUAUGUAUUUUUUAAAAUAUUUUUUUUAGUUGUAAAUUUACACAAUACCCUUAUUUAUUUUUAUGUGGUGCUAAGGAUCGAACCGAGUGCCUCACAGUGCAAGGUAGGCACUCUACCACUGAGCUACCACUGAGCCCCAGCCCCCCCUUUAUAUGUCUUUUAAGGAGAUGAUAAUACUUAUUAUAUAUAUUUGACAGAGAGAGAAAGUAUACUAUACCGUAUAUAGUUAGGAAAACUGGGCUGAAAAUAAAUUUCUAAAUCACUGUUCAGUCAUGACCACCAAUGGCUCUCACCUUCCUAGAAAAGAUAAUUUCUGAAUUUCCUCACAGUCUUAAAAGGUAGAUGUAUAACUGUCCUUCACAAACUAUAUUUAAAAUUUUUAGGACUGGGAUGUAGCUCAAAUGUAGAGUGCUUAUCUAACAUGCAUAAGGCCAUAUUUUGAUCUCAACUCAGAAUUUUUUUUUUUCUUAAGAAAAAUUUUAGUCUAUCUCUGCCUGUUUUAUCCAGUAAAAGUUACAGUAAUCACAUUGAACUGGGGUGUAAGUCACCUACCUGGUCCAUAUUAAACCAACUUUAGAAGUUAAGAUUAAAUAAAAGAUUUGUAGACCAAUAGUUGUUGGUUGUUUUGUUGUUGUUGUUGUCGUCUUGCCAUAAAUCAGCUAUUGGGAAAUAGUAAUGUAGUAGAAAACAGGCGGUGGAUUGAUGGGUUUGUCUCUGGAGGGGAGAAAAUCUCCUAGAUAGGCCCACAGAUCAAAAAGAUCUGAUCUGGUGAAGCAAAAUGGGAAUACUGAUGACCUUGCUUCACAGCCAGCCAGCUAAUGUACUGAGUUCUCAUAGGAGCAAGGUAAAGCUUUGAGUUGAAUUGAAUGUGGACUAUAUAAAAGUGACUAUAAAAAAUACUUACUUCUAUUAAGUGUCAUCUUUGCAAUGGGACAUACAUAUCACAACAACUCUGAGGGAACUAUAGUCCUUUUCUACCAGUAAUAAAAAUAAAGUUGAGAAACCUUUAGAUGUUUUUCCCAAAGCCAUAUAGCUACGAAGCUAGGCUUUUAGGACUGUUUCUAAAACCUGCUUGCUUCCUGCUGUACCAGAACUAGAACUUAAGGUUAAAAGAGUUUUAUAGUACUGUAGUUCCUGGACCAAGAUCAUCAACCUGGGAACUAUCUAAAAAUACAUUCCCAGUUUCAUCCUCAACAUUCUGAUUUAGGCUGUGUGUGGUGGCGUAUGCCUGUAAUCCUAGCAAUUUAGGAAAUUGAGACAGGAUGAUCCCCGGGUCUAGGCCCGCCUCAGUAAUUUAGCAGCACCCUAAGCAACUAGACCUGUCUCAGAAUUUAAAAAGCAAGGGGCAAUAAGAUUUUGAAUAUAAGUUGAAUAAAACAUACUUUUAAAUUAAUGUCUAUUUUUACUUAUUUGAUGUGACUAUUGAACCUUUAAGAUUACACAUGUGGAUUGCAUCAUAUUUUUCUUGAGCCAGCAUUGUUUUACACUCUUCAGAUAAGGCUAAACAUGUAUUUUCUGUGUUAUGCCCAACCAUGUUCUGAGGUCUUUUCAGAUAACCUCAUUUGAUUCUUGCUGGGUCCUCUUUUUACAUGUAAUGAAAGUCUUAAAGAAGUUAAGAAAUUUGCCCAAGGGUACACAGCCAGCAGGAAUGGAGAUGGGGCUGGCACGGAUAGCAGUCAUGACUAUGAAGCCCACACCUGACUCACAGGUUAUGCUGCACAGAAACAGUUUGGCUGUCCUUGCUGUUGCUCCUGUUUUCUUCACAUAGGGUCACACACUUAGAGGAAGGAAUGAAGAGAAUCAGUGUUUCAUCCUAGAGGACAAGAAGUGUUUUUACAGUAUACCUUAGGAUUACCAGUCAUUUAAACUGCUAGUUUGUAAGGUUUUAAAACAAUGUAUUAAGACUGUCAAUUGAAAUUAAAUGCUAAUUCUGUGGAACUAUAGCCUUUGGAGUGGAAAUCUUUUCCCCUUUAAUUCAACUUUUGUAAGUACCUGCAGAGUGCCUGGCACAGUGGUAGGAGAAGGGGAUUCAGAGACGAGUCUGACACAUUUCCUUCCUUCAAGGAGCUCAUAACCAGUAAAAAAGAAGAAAAUUAAGCGAGAAAUAAAGAUUUUGGAGAAUUUGAGAGGCGGUCCCAACAUCAUCACACUGGCAGACAUUGUAAAAGACCCUGUGUCUCGAACCCCUGCCUUGGUUUUUGAACACGUAAACAACACAGACUUCAAGCAAUUGUACCAGACGUUAACAGACUAUGAUAUUCGAUUUUACAUGUAUGAGAUUCUGAAGGCCCUAGAUUAUUGUCACAGCAUGGGAAUUAUGCAUAGAGAUGUGAAGCCCCAUAAUGUCAUGAUUGAUCAUGAGCACAGAAAGCUACGGCUAAUAGACUGGGGUUUAGCUGAGUUUUACCAUCCUGGCCAAGAAUAUAAUGUCAGAGUUGCUUCCCGAUACUUCAAAGGUCCCGAGCUACUUGUAGACUAUCAGAUGUACGAUUAUAGUUUGGAUAUGUGGAGCUUGGGUUGUAUGCUGGCAAGUAUGAUCUUCCGGAAGGAGCCAUUUUUCCAUGGACAUGAUAAUUAUGAUCAGUUGGUGAGGAUAGCCAAGGUUCUGGGGACAGAAGAUUUAUAUGACUAUAUUGACAAAUACAACAUUGAAUUAGAUCCACGUUUCAAUGAUAUCUUGGGCAGACACUCUCGUAAGCGAUGGGAACGCUUUGUACAUAGUGAAAACCAGCACCUUGUCAGCCCUGAGGCCUUGGAUUUUUUGGACAAGCUGCUGCGGUAUGACCACCAGUCACGGCUCACUGCAAGAGAGGCCAUGGAACAUCCCUAUUUCUACACUGUCGUAAAGGACCAGGCUCGAAUGGGUUCAUCUAACAUGCCAGGGGGCAGUACACCUGUCAGCAGCGCCAAUAUGAUGUCAGGGAUUUCUUCAGUGCCAACCCCAUCGCCCCUUGGACCUCUGGCAGGCUCACCAGUGAUUGCUGCUGCCAACCCCCUGGGGAUGCCUGUUCCAGCUGCCGCUGGUGCUCAGCAGUAAUGGCCCCAUCUGUCUCCUGAUGCCUGAGCAGAGGUGGGGAAGUCCACCUUCUCCUUGAUGCAGCUUGCGCCUGGCGGGGAGGGGUGAACACUUCAGAAGCACCGUGUCAGAACCGUUGCUUGUGGAUUUAUAGUAGUUCAGUCAUAAAAAAAAAUUAUAAUAGGCUGAUUUUCUUUUUCUUUUUUCUUUUACUUUUUUUUCUUUUUUGUUUUUAACUCGAACUUUUCAUAACUCAGGGGAUUCCCUGAAAAAUUACCUGCAGGUGGAAUAUUUCACGGACAGAUUUUUUUUCUCCCCUUCCAAAUUCAGUUCCUCAUGACUAAAGAACAAAGAUAAACCAGCCUCAAUCCCAGCUGCUGCAUUUGGGCGGAGAUUUCUUCCCAUUCCCACUGUUGCUUCCCCCAUCUUCCUACACUUUGGGGGGUUGUAUCUCACGCUCUUCUCCAGAGAUUACAAAAACGUAACUUCUCAGGAGGCAGGAAGGAAGAGAGGCAGGUCGGACCCAAUCUAAGAGCAGUGUACUGCUGGUCACUUACAUGACUUUACUCCAGAAGUGCUUCAGUGGGGUUAUCCUGGCGACUCUAGUGGAAGCGUGUCUUACUUAUGUUGAGAUGUUGAAAAUCUACACAAAGUGCAGACAGAUCCUAAAAACUUCUGUUUAGUAUGAAUCAUGUCUUACUGACCUAACCCUAAAUCCAGCUCACUUAUAAUUUUAGUUUUAGUUUAGUUUAAAAUUGUGAUACCUUCCCUCCCAGGCUCCUUCCUACCUUGAUCUUUUCCCCUUUCACCUCCCAACAUGCUGUGCUCAAUAGCUGGUAGGAGGGAGAAGGCAAAAAUCUUUUCAUUUUCUUUGACUUGGCCAUGUUGAAGUCACUUGGUAACUGGGCAUAGCUUACUGCUUUUCUCAAAAGAACAUUUUCUAUGUAGGUUUCAUGAUAGCAGCUCUGAGAACUAAUGGGCAGUGAGGCCACGCUGAGUUUCAUUUUAAGCUUUCUACCUUCUUUUCCUCCUACCCUCCCUUCCUUUACAUGCCAUCCAAUGAGAAGACCUGUUCCUCGGUCUUAUAAAUGUAUCUAAAAGGCAGGAGCAGAGCCACUAUCUCCAGUGAAACAGAAAUGGUAGACCUGUAAUCGUGGGCCACUAUCAACUGUUGUUACAGCCCUGCCACCCCUUGCUGUGUGUAUAUAUAUAAUACUUUGUCCUUCAUAUGUGAAAGAUCCAGUGUUGGAAUUCUUUGGUGUAAAUAAACGUUUGGUUUUAUUUAUCAA
Molecule: messenger RNA, 6246 nt
Organism: Marmota monax (woodchuck)
Lineage: Eukaryota; Metazoa; Chordata; Mammalia; Rodentia; Sciuridae
Gene: Csnk2a1
Product: casein kinase 2 alpha 1
Exons: 11
Coding region: 4211-4978 (255 amino acids)
Biological process (GO): protein phosphorylation
Cellular component (GO): nucleus; cytosol; protein kinase CK2 complex
Molecular function (GO): ATP binding; protein serine/threonine kinase activity
Source: RefSeq, a predicted model, not a curated record